Messenger RNA from Ylistrum balloti, 813 nucleotides. RefSeq lists its product as uncharacterized. Bases 1 to 813 code for a protein of 270 amino acids. The record is from RefSeq and is a predicted model, not a curated record. The transcript has a single exon. Lineage: Eukaryota; Metazoa; Mollusca; Bivalvia; Pectinida; Pectinidae.
AUGAUUACUCAGGUCACACUGCUGCUGUGCGUGGUGGCUUUAAGCCUGGCCGAUUCUGUAUACCCAAAAGGGGACUAUGAAAAAGGCUACAACAAAGGCUGGAAUGGUUUCGGCAGGGGUAACUGGGGCAUGAUGAACGGAUAUGGUCCCGGAUGGGGAAACAGGAUGCACGGCUACCAUGGAAUGGGCCCACAUAUGGGAAUGUGGGGAAGGAAUGGUAUGGGAAAUGGAUAUAGGUGGGGAAAUCCGAUGAAUAGCUGGUAUGGAUGGGGAAAUAACAUGAUGGGAAACGGUUACGGAUGGGGAAAUAUGGGAAGCGGUUACGGAUGGGGAAAUAACAUGAUGGGAAACGGUUACGGAUGGGGAAAUAUGGGAAGCGGUUACGGAUGGGGAAAUAACAUGAUGGGAAACGGUUACGGAUGGGGAAAUAUGGGAAGCGGUUAUGGAUGGGGAAAUAUGGGAAACGGUUAUGGAUGGGGAAAUAUGGGAAACGGUUAUGGAUGGGGAAAUAAAAUGGGAUAUGGAAGAAUGCCAUAUGGAAUGAACAACAUGGGAAUGAUGGGAAACUGGUAUGGGCCUAGCAUGAGAAAUGGUUACGGAUGGAGUACUAGAAAUAUGGGAAUGGGAAAUGGCAUGGGAUAUGGAUGGGGAAAUAUGAUGAACAACAUGGGCGGAUACGGAUGGGGUAGAAGAAAUGGAAUGUGGGGUUCAAAUGGAUACGGAAAUGGAUACAAUAACGGAUACGGAUGGGGCAGAAGUGGCUUCAAAUCAUUCACAAGCAGCAAGGUAUUUAUAAUUCUCUUAUUUAUAUAA